This is a messenger RNA of Gamsiella multidivaricata, 456 nucleotides long. Its product is annotated as ATP synthase E chain-domain-containing protein. The transcript is spliced from 3 exons. Gene Ontology annotation, molecular function: proton transmembrane transporter activity. The record is from RefSeq and is a predicted model, not a curated record. Gene Ontology annotation, biological process: proton motive force-driven ATP synthesis. NCBI's taxonomy places the organism in Eukaryota, Fungi, Mortierellomycota, Mortierellomycetes, Mortierellales, Mortierellaceae. Bases 38 to 316 code for a protein of 92 amino acids.
CCUCCCCCUCUCCGCUCUUCGCUGUUAACAUAAUACCAUGUCUGCCCCUGCUGCUGUCAACCCUGUUCGCAACGUCGCCCGUUGGUCCGCGUUGGCUGCUGGUCUUGUCUAUGGUUAUGUCCACCACAACACCUUGUCUUCCUUGGAGCACAACCGUGCCGAGCAGAAGAAGGCCGAGAAUCGCGAGCGUCUGAUUGCUCAGGCCAAGGCUGAAUGGGUUAAGAUGAACACCCCUACAGGAGGUGUCGUCACCGAUCCCGAAAGCCCCAACUUCGACUUGGAGAAGGUCUUGAUCCACCUCUCGGAGACUGCAUAAGUGCGCGGCAUGUGUAGACAUCCUUUCACAAAAUCAAUACCUUGCAUGGAGAUGGCACAAACGAAGGAGCGGACGGAGAGACUUUGAUAACGUAAAGAAAAAAAAUACAUCAUUUGUGACAAAUAAAUCGUUCUUGAAGC